UAUCGUCAUCGCCACUCAGCUGUUACGUAGCGUGCUUGUUACGUCGUAAUUUUUGUGCGGAAAAACCGCAGUUUUCAUUGGCGCUAAGAAAAACAUAAAUAAUGUCUGUGCCAUUCAGUGGCGCAUUGCGGCGUUCCGGCGGCAUUGUGUCCGCCAUUGGCAAGCAGCUGAAGAGCGUGAAUUUGAAGGGCGUCAAGCGGAUAACCGUGCAGUUCGAUCCAUUCGCGGAAAACGUCAAGUCCACACGAGAAUUCCUCUUCCUGCUCUCCACACCCAAAGUGGCAGGCACGAAUCCCAAGUGCGUGGUCAAGCCGGAAAUCGUCUGCGAUCGCCAGCCAGCCAACAUCAAGUUUGCCCUGAUUGAGUCAGCGCAAGAACAAGCCAAAGUCAAGGAGAUCCGCUUCAACAGCGAUAACCUGAAUACACUUGAGCUGCUGCAGCUGUGCAACAAGCACGUGUCCAGCUUGGCACCGCGGGAGGAGAUCACCAACAAGGUCCUGACCAAGGCGGAGAAACAGAAGCUUGCAGGAGGCGCCGGCGGCGGAAAGAAGGCAACCAAGAAGAAGUAACCAUCAGGAUGGUGAGGAAGCACAAAGGAACUUUGGCGGUGAUCGAGAAGAUCUACCAGGAUAUACCCGCCUUCUCCGACAUCUUCACCGAGGAGAGCUUCUACAUGUUCGCCUUCUGUUUCGUGUGCGCCACCAUUCUGGUGGCAUUCAUUCUCUCCCGGUUCAUCACCAUCAAGCCCGUCGAUUUCUGAGCAAAAUGUCUUGUCUAAUUCCGCACACGUACUUUUCAAAAUAUAUAAGCUCUAACAUGUAA
Molecule: messenger RNA, 822 nt
Organism: Drosophila erecta
Lineage: Eukaryota; Metazoa; Arthropoda; Insecta; Diptera; Drosophilidae
Exons: 3
Coding region: 578-760 (60 amino acids)
Source: RefSeq, a predicted model, not a curated record